AUGAAACAUAUGGAUGCCGACGAUGUUCGGAUUUAUAUACGUGAACCCGACAAAGAUAUUUUUUAUCAACUAGAAGAUAUGAGUGAUGUCAAAGAUCGUUCCGUCCUAAAAGUCGUUCAAUUGAAUAACAAUCAUAAUAAUAAUAAUAAAACACAAGUUUCAUUUAAACAACCCAAAUCCGAUGACAUAUCCAUUUAUGUUCCGUUUACAUCACGUCCAACAUUGGCAAGUGAAAUAACUUAUCAACGAUUAAGUCGUCUUGGUCGUAUGCCAUCAACAACAUCUAUUCCAUCAACAUCAUCAAGAAAUGGAUCCAUUGAAGAUAAAUCAACAUCAUCGACAUCGGCAAAUCCACAAAUAUCAUCUAAUACUUCUUCAUCUCGUUCUCUUAGUGAGCCAAGACGUCGAUCAGCUACUAAAGAAACAACGUCUACUAUUAAUAAUCAAACAUCUACAAAUCCGAAUUUAAUGGCUCCAAAGGUUAUACCAUCAUCGCCAAGAAGUGGUUCAACGACACCGACAACACCUCGAAUUGGUGAUGACGAAGCUCAUAGUAAAAUGGCUUGGAUGGAAAAACAACUUGAAUCAUUAACUGAACUUGUUCAAGAACUAACACGUGAACGAGCUCUUAAUGAACAACAAUUAUCAACAAGAACAGGAAUCUAUAGAGACAUUAAUGGUAAGUCAUUACGUCAACAAUUAUAUGAAUUGAAAGUCAAAACCCAUACAUUACGUAAUGAUUUAAUAUCAAUACGACGUAUGCAACAGUCAUUACAAGAAGAUUUCAAAAUGCAAUUUGAAGAUGCCAAUAAAAAAAUAGAAGAUUACAUUUUACGUUUAUAUCGAAUCGAAACUCGUUCAGAACAAUGUCGUACUAUUGAAAAUGAACUUGAUUUAUAUAUGAUAAAUAGUACAAAAAUUGAUCGAGAUUUAGAAGAUUUAGAAGCAUCAGUUGAAGAAUUACAAAAUGAUGUUAAAUCUAAACAAUGUUAUGUAACAAUGAAUGAUGUUGAAAGUUUUGCUUUAGUUCUAAGUACCAUUAGUCGUUCAUUAGUCGAUUUAAAAGCUUCAUUUCCAGUGUUACGUGAAAAAAUUUCUUUAGUUGGCCAACAAUCAACUUUAAAUGACGAUCAAAAAUUUUUACAUGAAGAACCCGAACGUCUUGAUUAUACAAUUAAAAAAUGUAAACGUUUAACUACAAUGCUUUAUCAACUCAAACGAUUAGCUGUUACUCAAGAACAAAAAUCAUUAUCACAAAAACCACGAUGUCAAUAUUCAUUUGGUUCAAAUGGAAAACCACUUGAUCGUAAACGUUUAUUAGAACAAAUAGAAUCAGUCACACAAAAUUCUGAUGGUCGAGUAAAAUCUAUUGAGAAAGCAGAAAAAUUACGAGAACGUCGUUUACAUUAUACAAAUCAAUUAGAUAUACUUAAACAAAUAAAAUAUACAUCUGAACAAAUGGAUGGACAUGAUUCAGGACAAUAUUUUGAUACACGAAGUUUAACAAAUUCAAUAUUACUAUCAUCAAGUACACGAACAAGUAUUUGUUCAACACAAUCAACGACAGAUUCAACAGCAUUAUCAAAUAAUUGUCCAUCACCAUCACUUUCAUUUAUUGUUCGUCAAGCAGUAAUCUCUCCAACAAAUGCACCAGUCGUAAUAAAUGAUACAAAAACUCGUUCACAGAUAUCAAUGAAACAACCAACAAAAGUAACAUUUUCUCAACAAUUAAUAACAAAUGGAAAAUCUUCAACAAAUUCACGUGAUCAUUCAACUGAUUCAUAUUUAUCAACAAAUGGUAAUUGUAUAAAUAAAAAAACUAAACCAACACCACCACCACGUAUACAAAGUACAUCAUCAUCAGCUGUUUCAAGUGGAGCAUCAUGUUCAUCAUCAUCUAGUUCAUCUUCAUCAUCAAAUAGUAGUGCAAAUUCACGUCCAGCAAAUGGUUUUUGUGGUAUUAUACCACUUGUUAUAUCACCUGAUCGUCGUCAUAAUGGACGAUGUAAUUCAUUUUCAUCAUCAAGUACUGAUACAGAUUCAGUUAUAUCAAAUCCUCGUGGAAAUAUGCCACAUAAAUCACCAAUAGUUAAUAAUACAAAACCAAUAUUAAUAUCAAAUGGUUUUCAUCAUAAAACAUCAGCAUCAACUAAUUCAACAACAUUAAUGCGCGCUUCAGUUACUGAUCUCUAG
Rotaria sordida is the source of this 2193-nucleotide messenger RNA. Lineage: Eukaryota; Metazoa; Rotifera; Eurotatoria; Philodinida; Philodinidae. The record is from the annotation of a GenBank genome assembly.